UUCCCAUCCCUUUAUUUUUCCCCCACAACACAUCGUUUUUUCAGCAUAUGUCUCAAAGGCCCACGGUUCCUCACUCCUCUUCCAUAGCCUGCGGCCUUCACUCUCAUCUCCUGGUCUCCAGUGAGAUGAACCCUAGCUCCAAUUGGUCCCUUUAAUCAAUUACCUCUUAAUUAGUAAUUACUUAAUCUCAAUUAGCCUUUCACUCUCCCACACAACAACAUCAUGGGCGUCAAAGGUUUUGUCGAAGGAGGCAUCGCUUCCAUCAUUGCAGGAUGUUCCACACACCCACUUGAUCUCAUCAAGGUCCGCAUGCAGCUUCAGGGCGAAAACAAUUUGCCCAAACCGGCGGUUCAAAAUCUCCGACCCGCACUCGCCUUCCAAACCGGUUCGACCGUCCACGUGGCAGCGGCUAUUCCGCAGACCCGCGUGGGUCCCAUCGCGGUUGGGGUUCGCCUCGUCCAGCAAGAAGGCCUUGCGGCCUUGUUCUCCGGCGUCUCCGCCACUGUCCUCCGCCAGACGCUCUACUCCACCACCCGUAUGGGCCUCUACGACGUCCUCAAGACCAAGUGGACCGACUCCGUCACCGGCACCAUGCCGCUCAGCCGCAAGAUCGAGGCCGGUCUCAUCGCCGGUGGCAUCGGCGCCGCCGUGGGGAACCCCGCCGACGUGGCCAUGGUCCGAAUGCAGGCAGACGGGCGCCUCCCUCCGGCACAGCGGCGCAACUACAAGUCCGUCGUGGACGCCAUCACGCGAAUGGCGAAGCAAGAAGGCGUCACUAGCCUUUGGAGAGGCUCAUCGCUUACGGUGAACCGCGCCAUGCUCGUGACGGCGUCGCAGCUAGCGUCGUACGACCAGUUCAAAGAAACGAUCUUGGAGAACGGCGUGAUGCGCGACGGGCUCGGGACCCAUGUCACGGCGAGCUUCGCGGCGGGGUUCGUGGCGGCGGUGGCGUCGAACCCCGUCGACGUGAUCAAGACGAGGGUGAUGAACAUGAGGGUGGAGCCCGGGGCGACGCCGCCCUACGCCGGCGCGUUAGAUUGUGCUCUGAAGACUGUGCGCGCGGAGGGUCCCAUGGCGCUUUAUAAGGGGUUUAUUCCUACGAUCUCGAGGCAGGGACCGUUCACUGUGGUGCUGUUCGUGACACUGGAACAGGUUCGCAAGUUGCUUAAGGAUUUCUGAUGAGGAUGAUGACGAGAAGAUGUAUGCUACUUUCCUUUUCAAUAAGAUGCUUUUUCUGUUUGUGUUAUGUUUUAAUAGUACUAGUGAUGUAGUUCUAGGAUGGCAAUUUUGUUAUUCUAUUAAUCAAUGAGAAGUGCUGUUUAUUUUCCGAAUUAGACUGUGGCACGGCAAAUUGUUUUUAAAAAAUAAAAAUAAAAACAGGUUAUCGAUA
Messenger RNA from Glycine soja, 1390 nucleotides. Its product is annotated as mitochondrial uncoupling protein 5-like. Gene Ontology annotation, biological process: succinate transmembrane transport; phosphate ion transmembrane transport; malate transmembrane transport. The record is from RefSeq and is a predicted model, not a curated record. Lineage: Eukaryota; Viridiplantae; Streptophyta; Magnoliopsida; Fabales; Fabaceae. The coding region runs from base 223 to 1179 and encodes 318 amino acids. The transcript has a single exon. Gene Ontology annotation, molecular function: oxaloacetate transmembrane transporter activity; thiosulfate transmembrane transporter activity; sulfate transmembrane transporter activity.